This is a messenger RNA of Anguilla rostrata (American eel), 2669 nucleotides long. It is a transcript of the gene smad7, whose product is annotated as SMAD family member 7. Gene Ontology annotation, molecular function: transcription regulator inhibitor activity; I-SMAD binding. Bases 1117 to 2247 code for a protein of 376 amino acids. Lineage: Eukaryota; Metazoa; Chordata; Actinopteri; Anguilliformes; Anguillidae. The transcript has 4 exons. The record is from RefSeq and is a predicted model, not a curated record. Gene Ontology annotation, biological process: cell differentiation; SMAD protein signal transduction; transforming growth factor beta receptor signaling pathway. Gene Ontology annotation, cellular component: heteromeric SMAD protein complex.
GAGCAAAGACAGUCAGGGAGAGAGAUAGCGAGCGAGAGACGGCAAGGCACUUCGUCAAUUCACUUCACUCUCAGACCUCUCAAGAAGAACGCAUCACCUCUUAGCAGAUAUAGCCUACAACUUUCUGUUUUCCCAGGCUCGGAAAUAUCGGCAGGAAGAGGUCGGAUAAGACAAAAAUAAGGACAUAUCCUAGAAAAGAUGCAGUACUCGUAAAAAGGACAAAAUCUAAAGGUCUACGUGGUGUUCACAACGCGAGUAUUCAGUUCGGGCAGAUUACUGUAGGCAAAGUACUUCUCCGGGUCAGUCUGUGCUCGAUCGUUUUGGAUUUGUUAGGAAAGAAUCUUGUAGUUUUCUCAAAAUACUAAAUCAAAUGUACGCUGAUGAUAACAAGACGGGCGGACGGAUAUAAUAUUUGGACGAAGACCAGGGAGAACCCACAGACAAGACAGCAGCCUUUGUUAGACCUGUUAUAUUUGCAAUCGGAUCAAGGAUUGUGUGGAUUACAUUUAAGAAAAUCAGGACGAGUUUGGCUUUGAAUGGAUAUAUAUUCUGCCUGCAUUUUCCCAUGACUUUUCUACAAAGAAUUUACCAUUUUUACUGCAUGUUAUAGUUCAUUAUGCGUAAAUAAUAUAUUUCAGCAGUGUUUAUAUCAAACCAUUCUGUAGUAAUACCAUGAAUGAAUGUAGCAUUCAUUGUAUAGUUUCAAUUACCUAAAAUAUUUCCUAGAGUCUAGUGUGCUCCAACCCCAUAUGCUGCUGUUGCAUUUAAUUGUAUUUUACGCGUAGAUAUAUGAUUUAGAUAAAUAUUUUAAAUCUGAAUAUCUGUUUUUCCCUUAUUUAAAAUUAUUUUUGUUGCUACCCCAAUAAAUAGUUGCUUCUGUGCGAACGUGACCUAUCCGUACCGGUGUUUUUUUAUCGAAUCUUCAAGUUUCGUGGGAUUUGGUUUUAAAAUAAAAGACUGGCGUAUGCUAGAGAUUGUGUCUGCUGCUCCAAUCCCCCGUUUUUCAGUAAUAUUAUUUCAGGCUGCUUGUCAUUGCCUGGACUCGGAUCCCGGAUUCUUCAUGAUUUGCGGACAACAUGCUCGUUUUUUAGCCGGGAAACCCUCUUUUCGUCCCGCAUGUUCAGGACCAAACGAUCGGGGCUCGUCCGGCGACUCUGGAGGAGCCGUGCGCCCGUCGAGGGCGACGGGGAAACGGAUACUCGAACGCAUGGAUCCGGGGGCUGCUGCAUGGGGAAAUCGACUAAGGUUUCCAAAUCUAACCCUGGAACGGAGGCUGAAUUGAAAGCAUUGACCCAUUCGAUACUGAAAAAAAUCAAAGAGAAACAAUUAGAGGCGCUUUUGCAAGCGGUGGAGUCGAAGGGGGGUGCCAGGACUCCCUGUCUUCUCCUGCCGAGCAAAGUGGACUCCAAAUUGGGUCAGCACUCUUACACCCUCCCUCUGCUGCUCUACAAAGUGUUCAGGUGGCCGGAUCUCAGGCAUUCCUCGGAAUUAAAGAGGCUAUCUUGCUGUGAAUCUUAUGGGAAAAUUAACCCAGAACUUGUUUGCUGCAAUCCGCACCACAUGAGCAGGCUUUGUGAACUCGAGUCCCCCCCUCCUCCUUACUCCCGAUACCCCAUGGACUUUCUUAAACCACCUGAUUCUCCAGACUCUGUGCCUUCUUCCACUGAAACUGGGGGAACUAACUGCUCGGCCCCUGUGGGGCUCUCAGAUUCUCAAGCUCUUCAGGAGUCGGGGGAGCGAGCACACUGGUGUGUGGUGGCGUACUGGGAGGAGAAGACCCGCGUGGGACGCCUCUACUCGGUCCAGGAGCCUUCCCUGGACAUCUUCUAUGACCUACCUCAGGGGAACGGCUUCUGCCUCGGGCAGCUCAGCUCGGACAACAAGAGCCAGCUGGUGCAGAUGGUGCGCAGCAAGAUCGGCUACGGCAUCCAGCUAACGCGCGAGCGGGACGGAGUGUGGGUGUACAACCGCAGCUGCUACCCCAUCUUCAUCAAGUCAGCCACACUGGACAAUCCCGACUCGCGGACUUUACUGGUGCACAAGGUGUUCCCCGGAUUCUCCAUCAAGGCCUUCGACUACCAGAAGGCCGACAGCCUGCAGCGGCCCAACGACCACGAGUUCACGCAGCAGCCCCGGACGGGCUUCACUGUACAGAUCAGCUUCGUCAAGGGCUGGGGUCAGUGCUACACGAGACAGUUCAUCAGUAGCUGCCCCUGCUGGCUAGAAGUUAUCUUCAAUAACCGAUAGCAGCAGUCUUCUUCCUGCAGGGACUUGGACUUACCCCUGUUAUUUCCUGGUUGGAUUCUUUUCGAGAGCAGGGGUUCAGAAGUAAAUAGAGGCAAACCCAAUCAGCUGUUCAAUAAAUGACUAAAAAUUUAACUAAGUGAAACAAAAAAUUGAAAUGUAUUUUAUGUUAUAUAUAAAUAUAUUAUUACUUGUAAAUAUGAAGACGUUUUAUAUGCAUCAUUAUUUAUGUAUUGUGCAAUGUGUUGAUGAGAAAAAGAAAAUAAGAUGCACUUUGCCUAAUAUAAAUGCAAACAAAGAAAUGCCAAAAUUAAAAAUAAUACUAAAAUAAACACAGGAUUGGUGUUUUUUCUGUCGGUCCUGGCACCCGGUUGAAUGUUUGAUAAAGGAGUUGGUGUUCUAUUAAACUUUAAAAUUUAACUUUA